CAAAUUGGGAGUUAGAGCAUGCACAAUGGUUGCAUUUUUGGAACCAUAUUGACCAAUAUGUAUGUAAUGCACCAAUCCUUCAUGGAUCACUUCAGUAUGAUGAUCCCUACCUUAUUUGGUUUAGACGUAUUACUCGUUUUAUCAUUGGUAAUCCUAUUUCGAGUCCUCAACAACAACAAGGUUAUGUGCCUAAUGCGACGACAUACGAAACAAUGGCACGUCAUAUUCAUUUGAUGGUUAAUAAAGCAAUAUCACUCGGUGAUAAUCCAUCAAUGGAGGAAUUUUACGGAUUUCGUGCAAUGGUGCGGGAUGAAGGAUCUAAUUGUUUGGCAUAUGUGCAAGAGGCAGAUAGGAUUCAUGUGCAAGCUAACUAUAGAAGAGAUGAGCAAAUGUCUGACCAUUUGCAUCCCCCUAUUCGUCGGCGAGGAAAAGGUGGUGUUGCGGGUGGGAAGGUACGUGCUGUUGAGAGAGGUCGAGCGCCUAUUGAAAUGGGUGAAGAUGAUCAAGCCACACAAGAUUUCCAAGCAGCCUCGGAUUAUGAACCAACAAACACUGAGAUUAUGCCAUACAUGACACCACAGACUUCACAAAUUUCAAGGGAUCCAAGUCUUACAUCACUUGAAAAUGUAUUUGGUAGUAAUCAACCUCAACAUUUUGACAACGCCCCAAACUUUUCCUCAUCGCAUGUAGAAGGUAAUGAGUUGAAUGAUUCUAACAAUGAAGUGGAUGGUGAUGAGUUGGAGGAUGCAAAUCAAGGUGCAAGCCAAGGUGGUGAACCAUCGGUGAAGAAUAAGCGUAAAAAUUUUCCUAAGCUUUGUGGGACUGGGAGUCAUCAUCUUAAUCAGCACGGCCAAAAGAAAAAAACAAAAGAUAACAAAGUUUCUGUGUUAACAAAGAAAAAAGGCAAAGGAUGAAUCAUGUGGUUCCAA
Molecule: messenger RNA, 929 nt
Organism: Solanum verrucosum
Lineage: Eukaryota; Viridiplantae; Streptophyta; Magnoliopsida; Solanales; Solanaceae
Exons: 3
Coding region: 213-914 (233 amino acids)
Source: RefSeq, a predicted model, not a curated record